AUGGCGGAAAUAGAAGACAAUAGUAUACCGGCUUCUGAGCGCGGACCAGUAGUGGACACUAACUUGGGCAACUUCGACCUGUCCGAUGUCCAAGAGGAGAUUGAUGAGUUGGUGAGGCCUGCGGACGACAACCCUGCCAGCAGUUCCAUGAUUUCAUCUCUGUUAUCGUCAAUGGCGGCGACAAACGGGGCAUUAGAUAAUGCUGCGCCAGAAGGCAAAUUACCCUUGUCAGACUUUACCAACAGUGACCAGACAAGUACUGGAUUACCUUUGACUGAUCUACCCGAGUCAGUUACCCUUCCAUUUUUAGGUGACGUGACAUUUGCUGGGGAUAUUAGUAAUAUAGUGGGCAGUAUCGAAUCUCUGAGGAAUUCGUCUUUUCUACAGACAACUAACGAAACGAUAGAUCAGUCAGCUUCUUCCUGGUCAGCCGAGGAAAUUGGCGCUGUUGCAAUUGUCAGUGUCAUGGUGCCUUUUAUUUUGUUGAGUAAUGUGUUUGUCAUUAUUAGCGUGGUUCGCUUCAGGAGGUUGCACACGCCGACGAAUUAUUUCAUCACCUCGCUUGCUGCAGUGGAUAUCUUUGUGGCCCUCGCCACUCCUUUCGGAAUUAUGUUUGAGGUGUUCAACUUUGGCGGGGUGGAGCAGGCAGGAGACGCAGUUGUCUGUCUGAUACCCAAUCGAGUGCUGAUGAUGGCGUGUGGUGUGUCCGUAUUAACAAUGGCUACAAUAGCUUACGAUCGCCACACGGCACUGGUAUCUCCCUUGGAAUACAUCAACGUGAUGACAUCCAGAAAAGUGGCCAUUAUGGUCUCCGUCACCUGGAUAUAUGCUGCCAUCAUUGUAUGGCUGCCUCUAAUGGCGGGCUGGUAUGACCUUCCUACGUCCUCUACACCAUGUUCUUCUAAUCUCAUACAGGGAAAGGCGCCAAUUCUGUUUCUGAGCGCCAUUUUUGUACCAUCCUGCAUAGCCAUUUUCGUGUGUUAUUUUCGUAUUUUUAUGGUUGCAAGGCAUCACGCUAAGGCCAUCGCAGCAGUGGAAUUCGCGGUACAUCGUCACCUGCAGGUGAAAUUUAUUAUCAAGGACACGAAAUACGCCAAAACAUUAGCCCUGGUGAUAGGUGUGUUUCUGAUUCUGUGGCUGCCAUAUCUAACUUUCGUCUUCGUUAGGGCAGUGAGUUCUUCUGCAUUCAACAAAUGGAUACAGACCUACCUGGUCCUACUUACCGUAUUCAACAGUGGCAUCAACCCGUGGUUGUAUGCCUUCAAGAACAACGAACUGCGGGCAGCUUUCAAGCGGUUGUUCCGAGAAUUCUGCAGAAGUAAGCUGUGUCUACCAGUAGACAGACGAGCAAGUUUGAUUUCCGCCAUCAGCGGAACUCCACGUCUCAGCAGAACUGACAGCAGAGUAGCUUCCCUUGUUCCGGAAGUGACGGUGUACACAAUCAAUGAAAAGUUAAGAAAGUCGCUUGAAUUUUUGGAUGAACAAAACAUUGAAAAUAAACAUGAUGGAUACGAUAAUGUUCAACGUAGACAAACAGAUUCGGCCGUAGCGCCGUGUCCAUAUUUGUACGUGAAGAGCGCCCUCAGAUCAGCUGCAAGUUGCUCCGAUCUUGACAGUGUCAAGGUCGCGGGAAGCGACAGCGGACAGCCUGGGCCACGCUCUAGGAGUUUCUCUGUAGAUUUCACGCUUCAUGACGACAGCUUUCCCCAGGAUGGCACCGAUUCAUAUGAAGUUCCUAAGUUGUACUUAAAACUGGAGCCCCAAGACGGAGACCCGGGUAAUAACGAGACCAGUGAUUAUCCAUGUGACACCGUCAAUGCUCACUCAUCACCCUCUUCACCUACCUCGCCAGUUACUCGGGCACCCCUGACGCCAUCAAAAUCUAUAUCUUUCACACCUGUUUAUCUACAACCACCUCCUCCUGUCCCCUCCUCUAGACGCUCAUCAGCGUCCUCUUAUACAGCGACGUCUUCCGUUCAGACGUCAUCUGAAAACGCCAAGAAUCUACAAACACCGACGCCUACAGCUCCUCUGUCAACGGAUUACCUCCCAGCACAACAACUACAGCAGCAGCAACAACCCACGCAUCAGCCUCUCAGACAUACACACUCUCUGGCCUAUGUCCAGGAAUCGUUCCUACCAAACGUGACCUGGGAACACUACUGUCCAGAAAACCUGACCGACGCCAUAUUCCAUCCGUUUGUCCAGUUACCAAACAAUCCCAAUCACUCAUCAUCCCACUCAUCAACAACUCACCCAUCAUCCCACUCAUCAACAACUCACCCGAAAGAUCAACAAAUUCUAACACACACUCAGUCAUGUCCCAUAUUUGACCCAAUCACGACGUACAAUCUCCAUUACCCACAAAUACCCGAACACAGAACUACCCUGUCACAUCACGGAAAGUCAAAUCCCCAUAGCAAUCGUCUAGAUUUCGUAAGUCUAGUCAACAGAGAAGUCGAGAAUUCUUGUAACAGGCGAUACUUGGUGUAA
This is a messenger RNA of Candidula unifasciata, 2493 nucleotides long. Lineage: Eukaryota; Metazoa; Mollusca; Gastropoda; Stylommatophora; Geomitridae. The record is from the annotation of a GenBank genome assembly.